AUGCUUGAUGAGUGGUGUGUUUUCGCUCUUGAAGAAAUAAUCCUACGCUGGCGAUACACCGCAGAGCAACCAACACAGCACAGCAGCAGCAGCAGCCCAGCAGUCGCGACAGACGCAGGAAGCGAUGGAUUUAUGUCGGGAACUGCUGCAUCGUACGCUGAGCAAAUGCUUGUUGCCUGGCGCAAGGAUCCAUCCUCCGUGCAUGCCUCUUGGGCAGCCUAUUUCAGCAACCUCGAGAGGGGACUCUCCCCUGGCUUGUGUUUCACAUCUCCCCCCUCUUUCCAGCAGCAACAGCCUCAACAGUACGUCGCAUCAUCAUCGCCAGCAGCUGCUGCAGCCGCCGUUGGGAGCUUCCAGGGAGUGUCUCUGGCGCCUCAUCAGUUGCCUCGCGGCUCAGGAGCGAUGUCUGCAGUGGGCAUUUCGGAGGCGUUUUCACCUGCAUCGGCAGCAGCAACAGCACCAGCUUCAGCUACUUCCGCCGCUAGUGCUGCUACCGCAUCUACCACCAUAGGCGUCCACUCGGUGCUUCCCAUCGUGCCGGGCGCUGCCGGAUCCUUGCCACUCUCCUCUUUGCCGCAUCAAUCUGUCCACGACACCUCCCGCUUGAUUCAGAUGAUUCGAGGAUACCAGAUGCGGGGGCAUGAAUUGGCGAAGAUCAAUCCUCUCUCCCUGCCGCGGAAGCCUCCCUACUGCACCGUGCGAGCCGCGCAAAGACCACUGCUGCUUUCUCCCGAGCAGUACGGAUUCACGGCAGCAGAUCUAGACAGAGUGUACGACACGAGGGUUCCUGGGAUGCAAGCCAUCCACCUCGUCGUGAACAAUCAAAUAGGCUUUACCACCAAUCCUAUCGACUCUGGAAGCGGCAAAUACUGCACCGACAUCGCCAAAGCCGUCGAUGCGCCCAUCAUCCACGUCAACGCCGAUGAUCCCGAAGCCGUCACCUUCGCGUGCGAACUGGCUCUCGAAUUCCGCCAAAAAUUCAAGCACGAUGUCUUCAUCGACAUCGUAGGCUACAGACGCUUUGGACACAACGAACUAGACAUGCCCAAAUUCACGCAGCCGCUCACAUACACGCUCAUCGCCAGAAAGAAACCUGCACUUGAACUGUAUGCCGAAAAGCUUAUUCGGGAGGACGUCGUGAGCACGGAAGACGUCUCGAGGCUCAAGGGGGAUAUUUGGGAUUUUUAUACCCGCGAAUACGAAAACAGCAAGCAUUUCGUUCCAGCACACCAGUACCAGUAUGCCCCCCAGUGGACUCAUCUGGUGACACCUGACCAUCCUUCUCCCCCGCGUGUUACAGGAGUUCGCCUGUCCACGCUGCGUGACUUAGGCCGUCGCAUCUUCACUAUUCCUGAGGGUUUUGUUGCUCACCCCACGAUUUCACGUAUUUUCAAGCAACGACUUGCGGCAGUCGAGGGUUCUGAGGAAGAGCCAAGCCUCGAUUUCGGUGCUGCAGAAAAUCUCGCCUAUGCCUCGCUGCUGAGCGAUGGCUUCCAUGUUCGCCUAGCCGGCCAGGAUGCUCAACGGGGGACGUUUUCUCACCGCCACGCAGUUCUCUCCGAUCAGGCAGUUGAGGCGCAGCAUUGCAUCUUCGAUUCUCUGAAAGAUUUACGCCUCCCGCACAAAAUUGCGGUGUGCAAUUCGCUGUUAUCCGAAUACGCUGUCCUGGCUGCUUCUGUCUUCUAA
Molecule: messenger RNA, 1686 nt
Organism: Cyclospora cayetanensis
Lineage: Eukaryota; Apicomplexa; Conoidasida; Eucoccidiorida; Eimeriidae
Product: 2-oxoglutarate dehydrogenase, mitochondrial
Exons: 8
Coding region: 1-1686 (561 amino acids)
Biological process (GO): tricarboxylic acid cycle
Cellular component (GO): oxoglutarate dehydrogenase complex; mitochondrion
Molecular function (GO): thiamine pyrophosphate binding; oxoglutarate dehydrogenase (succinyl-transferring) activity
Source: RefSeq, a predicted model, not a curated record